Carlito syrichta (Philippine tarsier) is the source of this 253-nucleotide messenger RNA. RefSeq names its product peptide chain release factor 1-like, mitochondrial. The transcript has a single exon. Lineage: Eukaryota; Metazoa; Chordata; Mammalia; Primates; Tarsiidae. The annotation marks the transcript as partial. The record is from RefSeq and is a predicted model, not a curated record.
AUGCGGUCCCGACUUCUUUGGGGCGCUGCUCGGUGUCUCUGGGCCCUCGGAGCUACUGGUCCGGCCCGCCGGCCCCUAAGCUGCGAUACCCCGCCGCUGGAGGAGCUCUUCGCCCGGGACGGGUCCUUGCGGACUUUCCUCGAGCGCCAGGCGGGGUCUGGAGCCCUGGUCAGCAGGCCCCAGUUGGCGUCGGCGGCCAAGCUGCUGAGUGAGAAGGAGGGGGAGCUGCGGGAGAUCGAGCACUUGCUGCGCG